AUGGAAUCCUUCAAGUUCAACAAUGUCAUGCAGAGCGACGGACAGCCAUUCUUGGAAUUUGAGACGAAGCUACGUAAGCAAGUACAGUUGUGCGACUUCAAAUGUGAGGGCGGCAAAUCAUACGAAAAACGAAUGCUGUUCGAUCGCGUCGUAAUUGGUGUACACGUUAAAAAACUACAGCUUAAACUGCUGGAAGCAAAGAAUAAGCAGUUGGAGGAUAUCAUCAAUGAUUCUGUGGAAAACAACACGAUCAACGCAAUGAAUCGCCGAUGCUACAACUGUGGGACGCUUUUCAACUAUAACCAUCCAUCGGAGUGCAAGGCUAAUGGGAUAAUAUGCCAUGUCUGCGGAAAAGCUGGACACUUUGCAAAAUACUGCAAACAAAAGAAGCGCAUGGACAACAACAACAAGCAAGUGGAAAAUGGAGUGACCAACAGCAACGCCAAGUCAUUAGUGGAAGUUGAUCACAAGCUAGCCAAGGGAGCUGGUUGGAAUCAGAAUAAGUGGGUGUGGACUAAACCGAGUUAA
Drosophila rhopaloa is the source of this 528-nucleotide messenger RNA. RefSeq lists its product as uncharacterized. Gene Ontology annotation, molecular function: nucleic acid binding; zinc ion binding. Bases 1 to 528 code for a protein of 175 amino acids. The transcript is spliced from 3 exons. Lineage: Eukaryota; Metazoa; Arthropoda; Insecta; Diptera; Drosophilidae. The record is from RefSeq and is a predicted model, not a curated record.